Messenger RNA from Chlamydomonas reinhardtii, 2871 nucleotides. RefSeq lists its product as uncharacterized. NCBI's taxonomy places the organism in Eukaryota, Viridiplantae, Chlorophyta, Chlorophyceae, Chlamydomonadales, Chlamydomonadaceae. The record is from RefSeq and is a predicted model, not a curated record. The coding region runs from base 213 to 2312 and encodes 699 amino acids. The transcript has 9 exons.
CAAAGCCACACGAGCCACUAGUCAAUUGAAUGUUCCCCGACUACUCGUCAGUCAAUCAUCUUUUGCGGUGCCACAAAAUGCAGCAGCCAUGAAAUAACAAAUGCUUCUUGUUUGUCAUGCGACCGAACUGUAGUGCCUGACCGGAAUCGCUCGGUUGUGGCGCUGAUUUCGCGGUGCUAGACUCGCAGAACUCUGUAGAAGGGGUUGCUACUAUGCGUGCGACGGUUCAUACAAGUACGCAGCUCUCAUCGGGCUGUGGAGCAGCGGCGUGGCCGAUUCCGUUGGCUGGUUGCCGACGCGCCCUGACUGGGUGCCUGGCGCCCACUGCCUCCCCACGUGCCCUCCUCAACGCAACAGCCACCUCACAAUGCAAUGGCAGUAGCAACAGCAGUAGUAGCAGCAGCAGCAGCAACAGCCGGCGCCUCUGCAAGACCCGUGCUGGCCCUGAAGCUACAGCUGCAAGCACGGCUGCGGCGGCGGGGUCAGCCGCAGGUGCUCACGCUGCAGCGACAGCGGCCGCGGAGCCGCCACUAAUGCCGUCACCACCACAGCGCCCACCACUAGCUCCAACACUGGAUGUCGCCGCACUGUCUUCGGAGGCCGGUUGGCGCAUGGCGGGAGUGCCGCAGCGGCGACAGGGGCCGCAGCACACGGUGGCUUGCGGCGGCAGCAGCUGUGGCGGCGGCGGCGGCGGCAGUCAGAGCGAGGCUGGCGGCGGUGACGGGGCAGGUGGAGCUGUGGACAGUGAGGAUGAGUCGGCUUCGAGUCAGCAGACGGACCCCACGGCCCACGCCGCCGCGCUGUGUCGUGUGCUGGGCCUGCCCGCACCUCGCCUCAUGGCGCUGGUGGGCCGCUGCCCCGACCUGUUCGCGUUCAGCCCGGCAGCCCUGGAGGCCACCCUGGAGGCCGUGGCGACACUCACAGGGCUGCAGCGGGUUGUGGUGCCCCAGCUGGUGGCCGCCGACCCCCGCCUGCUCCUGCAGCCCGACCGACUCAAGGCCAACAUGAGGGAGCUUGGGCAGGUGCUGCAUGUGCCGCUGAGCGAGGUGGUCAACAUGGCCGCCAGGGAGCCGGCGGUGCUGGCGCUGGGCGGCGAGCAGGCGGCGGCGCGGCUGGAGGCACUGGCGGCGGCACUGCUCACGGCGGGUCGGCCCUCGCUGCCGCUGCGUCACUCACAGCUGCUGGAGGCGGUGCUAGCGGCGCCGGGGGCACUGCUGGCGCCGCCGCCCGAGACCGUGCAGUCGCAGCUGGAGGCCUUGGAGGCCGCACUGGCACCGCUGCUGCCGGCAGCGGAGCUGGAGGAGGUGUCUGCACGACUGGAGCCAGCGGCUGCGGUGGCGGCGGCGGAUAUAAAUACAGCCGAGGCCACCUCCGGCUCCGCCUCCACCUCCGCCUCUGCUGGUGGUGCCGCGCCAGCGGCACCAUCAGCCGCCACCACCCCCUCCUCCUCUUCCUCCUCCACUUCCUCGGCCUCCUCCUCCUCGGCUGCGGCCCCGCAACCCCACCCGCAACCUGAGCGCCACCACCACCACCACCACCACCACCACCACCACCUCCAACGCCCCCAGCCCGCACACGCACUCCCGCUGCGCGCGCUGACGGCCCCGCUGGUCCUGGCCAAGCCCAGCCUGCUGACCACGCCGCCCGAGCUGGUGGCGGGCCGUGUGGCGCACCUGGCGGCCAAGGCGCGGCUGAGCGCGGCGCAGGUGCUUCUGGCAGCCCCCGCCGGCCCCAACCUUCUCGCCGCCUCCUCCUGCCACAUCGACCGCCACUGUACAGCCAUGGCCGCGAGCCUCGGCACCGCCCUGCGCUUCCCGCCGCCACCUGCUACUGCCACUGCUACAGCCACUGCUACUGCCACUUCUACUACUGCCCUGGCCGCUACAGCCCCCGGCACGGGCACCGGCAACAGCAGCAGCAGCAGCAGCCGGCAGUCAGAUCAUCAGGGAAGCGAGCGGGAGCGACAGCAGGCGGCGGCGGCGGCGUAUCACGCAGAUCCGGCGGCAGCGGCGGCGGCGGCGCUGGUUGCGGAGCCGCGGCUGCUGGGGCAGCACGUGAAUGCGGUGGCGGCCAAGUGGCAGCUGCUGGCGGCUAUUGCGGCCACCUCGGCAGGCUGGUCGGCCCGCCUGAAGCACGCGGGGGUGGGGGAGCGGGCCGAGCUGCUGGUGCUGCCGUACACAGCCGUGGCGCGACUGCGGUUCCUGGCGGACAAGGACAAGCAGGAUGACAUCGACCUCAUGUCAGCGGUGCGGCUGAGUGAUGCGUUGUUCCACUUCCAGUUCCCGGGCUUCCGCGAGUGGCUGCGGAACUGAUGUGGCGUGGGGCGAACACGGCUGCCUGUGCUGCAGAGCUAGUUGCGGGAUGGCAGGGGAUAGUUCAAGGGCCGGUGUCCGGUCCCUCGCCAAGCAAGUUACUUUUUGCCCGAUACUCUGGUUGCGCGGGAGAGCUGGCAGCAGGAGCAGGCAGCUCGCCAGGCUGUGUCUGUCGUGUGCUUUGUGUCAUGUGACGUCGUGUGAUGUGUUGUUAACUAUCAGGAAGGGAAUGCGGCAUGCAAGUCGGCGGCCAGGCGCCACGGGCCAUUCGGUCCUGCCGGCAAAGCAUACGGCAUAGUGGCCUCAGGAGCAGCCGACUCUGAAAUGUGCUGAAAGUUGUUGUUGCUGUUGCGGCUUUGCCGCUCAGGGAAGGCUGAGGUGUGCUGGCGGCGUUGUGCCAGGACUGUGAGCUGCUUCGUGAGAGGGUACUGCUGAGAGGAAAUAUACCGAAGAUGCUUCCAAACAAACAACAAGGGGUGUCAGCUUUAUUUGUACAGCUGGAAAAUGGGCUGAGCCCCCGUACGCUUGGGAGCUAAUAGGCGUGUAACGCCCCGUCAGA